This is a messenger RNA of Neofelis nebulosa (Clouded leopard), 4801 nucleotides long. RefSeq names its product zinc finger protein 790-like. Gene Ontology annotation, biological process: negative regulation of transcription by RNA polymerase II. The record is from RefSeq and is a predicted model, not a curated record. Gene Ontology annotation, molecular function: RNA polymerase II transcription regulatory region sequence-specific DNA binding; DNA-binding transcription repressor activity, RNA polymerase II-specific. NCBI's taxonomy places the organism in Eukaryota, Metazoa, Chordata, Mammalia, Carnivora, Felidae. Gene Ontology annotation, cellular component: nucleus. Bases 595 to 2259 code for a protein of 554 amino acids. The transcript has 8 exons.
GGAGAUAGUAAGGACUCGCUGGUCACCGGACCAUUCUGUCACACCAUAUCUAUCAGAUGCCCAGAUAAAGAACUCAACCUGCAAAGAAUUACAUCCUUCCUCUGAGCGCUGAACUACGUUUCCCAGGGGCCAUCGCGUCCAAAGCUACUUCCGGUGAAAGGUCGCGUUGGUUUAUUGUCCAGGUUUCCAGACUGGAGCAUCCAUUUGUGGGGAAGCAGCGUGGAGGCCUGGGUUGAGUCUUGCAUUCAAAACGCGGCCUGGAACUAAUAGAAGCUCCUGGCCACGGAUGUAAACAACUGUGAAGGCGAUGGUUUUUGCCCAGGGAAAGGAUGUGGGCCCGGGGCCAAGUCCUGUGAAUUGAGAUCGUGAGAUCUCUGAAAGGCUGUCCAUGCUCUGACUGCAUUUUCCAAUGUCCAUCAUAGCCGAAGCAGCUUCCUGUCCACACACUGGCCCUUUCAGGACCAUAGGAAGGCUUGCGCCCGAGUCCCUGCGGAACAUUUUUGAAGGGACCGCAGGGUCAGCUCUGCUUUCUCAAGACUGUGCUUCACCAAGAGAGGAAUCUAGAAGACUGAUUGAGUCUUAGAAUUUUAAGUCAUGGCCCAUCAGUUGAUGAUGUUCAGGGAUAUAGCUGUAGACUUCUCUCAAGAGGAGUGGGAGUGCCUGGACUUGGAACAGAGACAUUUGUACAGAGAUGUGAUGUUGGAGAACUACAGCAACAUGAUCUCACUGGGACUUUGCAUUUAUCAGCCAGAUGUGUUCUGUUUACUGGAGAAGGGAAAAGAGCCCUGGAUAUUUUUACAGGAUGAGACAAGAGGACAUUGCCCAGACAUGCCGUUCAGAUGUCAAACCAAGGAGUUAUCACAAAAAAGUGUUACUUUUGAGAGAGAAUUAUCUCAAUUGGAAAUCUGUAAAAAACACAACCUUGAAUAUUCAUGUUUUAGGGCUGAUUGGGAAAGCAAAGGUCAGUUUGAAACACAACAGGAAAAUCAGGAAGAAUGUUUAAAGCAAGUUAUACUCACCGAUGAAAAAAUGUCCACUUUUAACCAUCACACAGCUCACAGACAUGAUACAGGAAAGAAACUGAAUGAAUUUAAAGAGUGUGCAAAAGCCUUUUGUUCUGGCUUGGACUGUGAUCAACAUCAAUUAAUUCACACUGGUGAGAGAUUUUGUGAAGAUAAAGAAUAUGAGAAGACCUUUCUUUCUGAUUCAGAACUUACUCAAUAUCAGACAGUACACUCUGCCAAGAAAACAUAUGAAUGUAAAGAAUGUGGGAAGGCUUUUAGUUUGCGUUCAAGUCUUACUGGUCACAGGAGGAUUCAUACUGGUGAAAAACCUUUUAAAUGUAAGGAAUGUGGGAAGUCCUUCAGAUUUCACUCACAACUUAGUGUUCAUAAGCGUAUUCAUACUGGUGAGAAAUCUUAUGAAUGUAAACAGUGUGGGAAAGCCUUUAGUUGUGGCUCAGAUCUUACACGACAUCAGAGAAUUCAUACCGGUGAAAAACCUUAUGAAUGUAAUGAAUGUAGAAAGGCCUUUAGUCAGCGAUCACAUCUUACUAAACAUCAGAGAAUUCACACUGGUGAAAAACCUUAUGAAUGUAAGCAGUGUGGAAAAGCGUUUACUCGUGGUUCACACCUAACUCAACAUCAGAGAACUCAUACUAGUGAGAAAUCUCAUGAAUGUAAGGAAUGUGGAAAAGCCUUUAUUCGUGGUUCAAAUCUUGCUCAACAUCAGAAUGUUCAUGUUGGUAGGAAACCCUAUGAAUGUGAGAAAUGUGGAAAAGCCUAUAUCUGGAGUUCGCACCUUGCUAGACAUCAACGAAUUCAUAAUGGUAGGAAACCUUAUGAAUGUAAGCAAUGUGGGAAGACAUUUAUUUGGGCCUCCUAUCUUGCUCAACAUGAGAAAAUUCAUAAUGAGAGGAAACUCUAUGAAUGUAAGGAAUGUAGAAAGACCUUUCGUCAUGGCUCAGAGUUUAAUCGGCAUCAAAAAAUUCAUACUGGUGAAAGAAACUAUGAAUGUAAGCAAUGUGGAAAGACCUUUUUUCGUGGUUCAGAACUUAAUCGACAUCAGAAAAUCCACACUGGAAAGAGACCAUAUGAAUGUGAAGAAUGUGGAAAAGCCUUUCUCUGGGGUUCACAACUUACUCGACAUCAGAGAAUACAUACUGACUUCUGUGUUGAGUUUAGUAUCAGUGUGCAUAUCUGGUGCUCUUGUCUCCUUCAUUGUGAAUUCCUGGAUUUCCUUGAAUGCCUGAGGGAGUGAUCUUCAGAGUAUCUUAAAUGAAAAAGAGAGAGAGAGCAUGAACAGGGGAGGGUCAGAGAAAGAGGGAGACACAGAAUCAGAAGCAGGCUGCAGGCUCUGAGCUGUCAGCACAGAGCCCAACACGGGGCUCGAACCCAUGGACAGCGAGAUCAUGACCUGAGCCGAAGUCGAACGCUUAACUGACUGAGCCACCCAGGCGCCCCACUCCUUUUUAAUAUAGUAGUACUUGCAGGUGCAGGACACAUGACAAGCUAUUAGAAGAUGUAAAGGACAGAAAACUAGCCAAAAUGAUGCAACAUAAGAAUUAUCCUCGAAGGGAAUCCCAGGAAGAAAUGACAGCCAGAGAAUUGCUCAGAACAGAUAUAAACAAUAUAUCUGAUCAGGAAUUUAGAAUAAUAGUCAUAAGACAAAUAGCCGGGCUUGAAAAAUAGCAUAGAAGACGGCAGAGAAUCUGCAGAGAUUAAGGACCUAAGAAAUAGUCACAGGGAACUAAGAAAUGCUGUAAAUGAGCUGCAAAAUAAGCUAGAUGCAAUAACAGCAAAGAUAGGUGAAAUAGAAGAUAAAGUAUGGAAAAUGAUGAAGCUGAGAAAAGUAGAAAAAGGAAGUUACUAGAUCAUGAGGGAACAAUUACAGACCUAAGUGAUUCAAUGAAAUAAUAUCGAUAUCAUAGGAGUUCCAGAAGGGGGAAGAGAGAAGGGAGAAGAAGAUUUAUUUGAACAAAUUAUAGCGAGAUGUUCCCUAAUCUGGGGUAGGAAACAGGCAUCCAAGUCCAGGAGGCACAGAGAACUCCCAGAUCAACAAAAAUAAGUCAACACCAUGACAUAUCGUAGUGAAACUGGCAAAAUACAAAGAUAAAGAGAAAAUUCUGAAAGCAGCUAGGGACAAAUGGCCCUUAACAUACAAGAGUAGACACAUAAGGGUAGUAGCAGAUCUGUCCACUGAAAUUUGUCAGGGCAGAAGGGAGUGGCAAGAAAUAUUCAAUGUGCUGAAUAGGGAAAAUAUGCAGCCAAGAAUCCUAUAUCCAGCAAGGCUGUCAUUUAGAGUAGAAGGAAAGAUAAAUGUUUUUCCCAGAGAAAAACUAAAGGAGUUCAUAAGCCAGCCCUGCAGGAAAUCUUAAGGGGGUCUGUGUGAAUGGAAAGCAGAAAAGACUACAAAGGACCAGAGACAUCACCACAAGCGUGAAACCUACAGAUAACACAAUGACACUAAAUCCCUAUCUUUUAAUAAUCUGAAUGUAAAUGGACUAAAUGCCCCAAUCAAAAGACAUGGGAUAUCAGAAUGAAUAAAAAACUAAGAUCCAUCUAUAUGCUGCCUACAUGAGACCCAUUUUAGACCUGAGGACACCGGCAGAUUGAAAGUGAAGGGAUAGAGAACCAUCUAUCAUGCUAUGGGAUGUAAAAAGAAAGCCAGAGUAGCCAUACUUCUAUCAGACAAACUAGAUUUUAACCAAAGACUGUAACAAAAGAUGAAGAAGGUCAUUAUAAUUGAGGGGUCUAUCCAUCAAGAAGCGCUAACAAUUAUAAAUGUUUAUGCCCCAACUUGGAAGCACCCAAAUAUAUAUAUCAGUUAAUCACGAACAUAAAUAAAUGUAUAGAUAACAAUACUGUGAUUGUAGGGGACUUUAAUACUCCACUUACAACAAUGGACAGAUCAUCUAGGCAGAAAAUCAGUAAAGAAACAAUAGCUCUGAAUGACACAUUGGACCAGAUGGGCUUAACAGAUAUAUUCAGAUCUUUUCAUCCAAAAGCAGCAGAAUGCACAUUCUUCUCGAGUGUACAUGGGACAUUCUCAAAAUGGGUCACAAAACAGACCUCAACAAAUAUAAAAGGAUUGAAAUCAUGCCAUGCACCUAUUUUCAGAUCACAACGCUAUGAAACUUGAAAUCAACCACAAAAAUACAUUUGGAAAGCCUCUAAAUACAUGGAGGUUAAAGAAUAUCCUAAGGAAUGAAUGGGUCAACCAGGAAAUUAAGGAAGAACUUUAAAAGCAUAUGGAAGCAAAUGAAAAUGAAAACAUAACAGUCCAAACCUUUUGGGAUGCAGCAAAGGCAGUCCUAAGGUGAAAAUACAGUGUGAUCCAGGCUUAUCUCAAGAAACAAGAAAAAUCCCAAAUACAGAAUCUAACCUUACAGCUAAAGCAAUUAGAAACAGAGCAGGAAAGAAGCCUCAAAACCAGCAGAAGAAAAGAAAUAAAGAUUAGAGCAGAAAUAAUAUAAAAUAAUAAUUUAAAAAAGAACAGAACAGUUCAGUGAGUCUAAGAUCUGAUUUUUUGAAAGGAUAAACAAAAUUGGUAAACCCUUAGCCAGACUUCUCAAAAAGAAAAGAGAGAACCCAAAGAGAUACAAUCACAAAUGAAAGAGAUCACAACGCCACAGAAAUACAAACAAUUAUUAUAGAAAACUAUGAAAAAUUAUAUGCCAACAAACUGGAUAAUCUGGAAGAAAUGGACAAAUUCCUAGAUACCCAUCCACUACAAAAACUCAAAUGGGAAGAAAUAGAAAACUUGAACAGACCCAUAAGCAGUGAAGAAACUGAAGCAGUUA